CAUACACAAACAACUACAAGAAGAUGACCCCUCCGCCGGUCCCGCCCCGUUCCACCGUAGGCUCUAAGCCCCUUAUCUCAGUCACGGCUCAGAGCAGCACAGAAUCCACCCAGGAUGCGUACCAUGAGGGCAGAUCUCCUCGAGGGUGGGGGGACGGGCUGGGCCUGAGCCUGGGCAGGUCCCUGUAUAACUCCACAGACAGUCUGGACAGUGCCAAGGCGGUGACUAUAGCCAUGGAGGCUGCAGGGGUGAUGUCUGGGAAGAGACACCCGUCCACAGACAGUCAUAGCUCAGUGAUGACCUGUGAUAAAGCCAUCCUGGUGUCCAAGGCUGAGGAGUACCUCAAAACACCACGCUCCUCCAUAGGGAUACAGGUGGAAGCAGCCACCGACUCGGAGUCAGAAACCAAAGGAUCGAGGGAAUACCAUUCUGUUGGGAUCCAAGUAGAAGAUGACAAAAGAGGGCAGGGCAGGUUGAAGCGCUCCAACAGUGUAACAGCCUCCGUUCAGGCUGACAUGGAGAUGGAGGGGUUUCCCACCAUGGAGGACAAGGGCCUACAGUUUGGAGGGGGCUUCCUAGGGGGGCACUCUGAGCCCAGCACGCCUACCCAGUACGGAGUUCGCACCGUCCGCACCCAGGGCCUCUUCAGCUACCGGGAGGACUACCGGACACCCACGGAGCCCCCCAGCCCCCAGCAGACCUCCAGCGAGACCACCUGGCAGCUAGAGCCCCCCUCUCCCAGGGAGCCCGCAGCAUCGUCUGGCGAGUCGGGCCGGGUGUCCCCCGCCUUGCGGAGGGAUGGAAGCUGGUUCAUGCAGCUGCUCCACGCAGAGACCAAGAGGAUGGAGGGAUGGUGUAAAGAGAUGGAGGCAGAGGCAGAGGAGAACGACCUCUCUGAGGACAUCCUAGGUAAAAUCAGGAGUGCGGUGGGCAGUGCUCAGCUCCUUAUGUCUCAGAAAUUCCAGCAGUUAUACUGGCUUUGUCAGCAGAACCUGGACCCCAGUGCCAUGCCCCGCCCCACCUCUCAGGACCUGGCUGGAUUCUGGGACCUCCUGCAGCUGUCCAUCGAUGACGUCACCACCAAGUUUGACAAGCUGCAGCAGAUGAAGAACAACGACUGGAGGCCCGUAGAGAAGAGCCCUGAGAAGAAGUUACCACCUGCCGUACCAAAGAAGUCCAUGAUCGGGAAGAGAGGCGUGACGCGGGAGAAAUCCCUGGAUCUUCCAGACCGCCACCGCCAGGAGGCACGCAGGAGGCUGAUGGCGGCCAAGCGUGCAGCUUCCUUCCGUCAGAACUCAGUGUCAGAAAGAGCAGACAGCAUCGAGAUCUACAUCCCUGAGGCCCAGACUCGCCUUUGAGAAGACUGGGACAGGGGUCAGGGGCGUCUCCCCCUUCAGACUUCCCCUCAACUAGACUCUCCUUUAACUAGCCUUUUUCUAGACUAUCUACUGUACACUUCCCUCCUUUAUCUGUCUCCUCAUGACUGUCAUUAUCUUCUGAGUUCAUCUCCACUCCAGUCCUCGCUAAGUACGAUAUCGCAGAACCCCUCAUCCAUUACCAAAUGUGUAUUAGAAGAUAUACAGAUCCAGUCAACAGUUUGGACACACCUACUCAUUCAAGGGUUUUUCUUUAUUUUUGCU
Molecule: messenger RNA, 1640 nt
Organism: Salmo salar (Atlantic salmon)
Lineage: Eukaryota; Metazoa; Chordata; Actinopteri; Salmoniformes; Salmonidae
Source: RefSeq, a predicted model, not a curated record